AUGUCCGAGCCUCACAAGGCCGUUCAAGAAGAGGAGCUAGAAGCACUCCACGCAAUCUUCGAGGACGACUGGCACGACAUUAUCCCCAAAAGAACAGCAUGGGGAACUGAUGGGGAGCUCGGGUGGUGGGAGGUGCAGCUGCGCUCCACCGAUGACCCGCGCGUGAGCGUAAAGCUCAAGGGGCGAAUGACCAAAACAUAUCCAACAACACCACCAUUACUUUCUCUUAUUGAACCGAUCAAGCUCACUGCAGCUCAUGUCCGCACGCUCACGAAGCUCGUGCAAGAUAAGGCCAAGGCGUCCGUCGGUGCGCCGAUGAUCUUUGACCUUGCCGACAUGGUCCGCGAGUGGAUCACAGUCAACCACAUUCCACUACCCAAGCCAGGCGAGAAGGAGCCCACUCUCAUGGAGGAGAUGGCUCAACGAGAGGAGGAGAAGCGAGCCCGCCGCAUGGCGUCAGUAGAGAGUGCUCGACUGCUCAACGAGAAGAUCAUGCUCGACGCCACGCGCAAGCAAGAGAAGGCGCGGCGAGCUCAAGCAGAUGAAGAAGAGCGACAGCGACUGGAGAAGAUUUCCGGGCUGGCCGACGGCGAGCUCGAGAUGCGCGAACUGGUCCUCGAUGAGCCUAUUGGCGUCGACGGCCACCUGGGCGUUUGGUCCAAAUGGACGCUGUUUGCAGGUCAUCGCCAGACGCUGUGGACAAGCUACACCGCCGAACCUGCUGGUGGAAACAGCUUUGUCAAGGCCAGCGUGCCGACCGUCACUGUGCAAGUCAUCGACUUUUCCCGUCACCACUAUCUUGGCGCGCAGGGCAAGAAGCGUAUCGAUGGGCUGGUCAGCGAAGUCAGCCGCCUCAAGGAGGUCCACUCCCCGCAUGUCGCCAAGGUGUACGCGGUCCAGAGGACAAAGAGCCCCAAGGGAUGGGAGCGUGUGAUCAUCGUCGUCGAGCGCGUCGCUGAUGGAGGCAUGCUCCGUACUUGGUUGCCCAACCAUGGAUUUGGCGAGGAGACGGCAAAGGAUUACAUUACCCAGCUCCUGUCCGGACUUGUGGACCUUCACAGGCAGCACGUGAACCAGAAGCAACUGGACUCUGACCUCGUCCUGCUUUCCCCGGGUACCAAUGGCGACAUGUCCCUCAAACUUUGCGGUACUGGCUACGCGCGGCGCAUCAUCGAGUAUCACCGCUCGAACCCGUUCCUUCGCACCCAGGAGGAUGGGCUGUCCCCCGACGAGAUGGAGUCGCCUUACUCGUACUCUCCGAAACGCGACCAGUGGCAUGCUGGUCUGAUCUUUGUGCAACUGCUCUUCGGCAGGAACAGCAUCAGGACGUACCCGGAUCUCAAUACGCUGCUGCAGCAUGUCAUGGAAGUCCUCACGGGAUUACUCAACCCCAACCACAAGAAGCGCUUGACAGCUGAAGAGGCUCUGUCAAAGCUUCGAGCUCCAGAAGAUGAAAUCACACGCCGCCCAACAAGAAUCACUCCUGGACACGUCUCGUCGAAUCCGGGUUCGCAGCCCAUGUCAACCAGUUCCAGCAUGCACGCGGACAUGUUUGGCAAGUCGCCCGUCUUUGGCCGUGGCUCGUACUUCCCCACCAACAUUGGCGGCCAGGUAUAUUCGCGUUACCGCUCCGACUUUGAAGAAGUGGAAUUCUUGGGUAAAGGAGGCUUUGGUGAGGUUGUCAAGGCGCGCAACAAGCUCGACUCGCGUCCAUACGCCAUCAAGAAGAUCAAGCUUCGUCCCGAGGACAAUGUCAACCGCGUGUUGCGCGAGGUCAAUUCGCUCUCGCGCGUCAGCCACCAGUACAUCGUGCGCUACUACUCGUGCUGGCUGGAAGAAGUCGGACCUCCCGAGCCCAUCAGUGCCGGGGAUGAGACCAUGACAGCAUCGACAAUCUCGUCCGAGUCCGAGGACAUAUUUGCCGUCAAUUUUGACGACUUGUCCGUGUCUCGUCGCGAUCACAGCCGCAGCGCGUCGUUCCCCCGUAUCCGCUUCGCAGGCAGCGACGACGAUGAUGAAGACGAAGAUGACAGCGACGCUUCCGACUCGGACAGCGACACUACGACUACUACCAGCAGCACCAACACUGCCGACCCAUCAGACAGGCGGUCGCGGUCUCGCGCUGUCGCCAUUCCUUCCAAGUCCAGGCCCUCGACCGACUACACGGGCACCACCACCGAUGACGGCUCUGUGCAACGUAUCCUGUACAUCCAGAUGGAGUUUGUCGAGAAGCAAACGCUUCGUGAAGCCAUCACUGCAGGGUUGUCGGAAGAAGAGGGUUGGCGCCUGUUGGUGCAGAUCCUCCAGGCUCUGGCACACAUGUCGUCGCUGGGCAUUGUGCAUCGAGAUCUCAAGCCGUCCAACAUCCUUCUCGAUGCCAACGGCAAUGUCAAGAUUGCAGACUUUGGUCUCUCGACAACCGACUUGACUGCCCUCGAACCUGCCAGUGGUGCUCUGCACAUGUCAGCCGACUUUUCCGAUCAGACGUCCAACAUCGGUACCAGUCUCUACAUUGCGCCAGAAGUCAUCGUCUCCAAGUCUUACAACGAAAAGGCCGACAUGUACUCACUGGGAGUCAUCUUCUUUGAAAUGUGCUUUGCAUUCAAGACGGGAAUGGAACGUGUUGCAACACUCACUGCGCUUCGACAGCCGAGCAUGACCUUCCCUGCCACGUGGACAGCGGGCUACAUGGUCAAGCAGCGCGAGAUUGUCAGCAUGCUCCUGCGGCAUGACCCGACCACACGUCCACAGGCGACGCAACUGCUCAAUGGUCCGCUCGUGCCGUCCCCUGACAAGGAACGCAAGAUGUACGAUGGGUUGAUAACAGAAAUCACCAACCCUCGUUCGGACAAGUACCCAGCCCUCGUCGAUGCCCUGUUCGAGGCGCAUACAAACGCGCUCAACCUCGAUACACGUAUAGACGACUACACGUACGACAAUGACUACGAUGACAACCACCACAUCUGGCUCACUGUCGCUCUCCAGCGUAUCACAGAGCUGUUCCAGCGCCACGGUGCUGUGGACGACUACCUGCCCCUGCUCGUCCCAGAGACCACCCUGCUCAAUGCGUUCCCCGACCUGCAGCCUGUCCGUCUCCUCGACUGCAACGGCAAGUUUGUCGAACUGCCUGCUUCUAACCUCCUGGGAAUGGCGCGUUCCGCCAGCAGACGUGAAAUUGAGCGUAUCAAGCGUUACAAUGUCGGCAGACGGUACUCCGAGUUGGCGGCUGGCGGCCAGCCAGCAGCCCACUGUGAGCUCUGUUUCGAUAUUGUUUCGCCCAUCCGGUCGCAAGCGGCCGAGGCUGAGCUCCUCGACGUCAUGGACAAGGUCAUCUGCGAGUGUCAAGGCAGCCGUGGGCUGAGCACGCAUGACUACGAGUUCCACGUCUCGCACGAGAGCGUCCUGGCCAUGCUCCUGUCGACCGUUCCGAUCCAGCUUCGAGCUCGUGUCCUCAAGACAUUCAAGGGCCCUGCAGCCGGUGUCUCGUUUGAGUCUCGCACGUCACUGCACAGCAUCGCUGGCUUGCCCAAGAACGUCCUUCACGACCUCGAGCAAUGUUCGACGCCGGGCGACUUCCACCACGUUCGCGCCAAACUCGAAGAGAUCUUCCCUUCGUCUCGGCGCAAGCUCCUGACAGCCAUGGACGAGAUUGCCGCCGUCAUUACGUUUGCCCGUUCCAGCGGCGUGACUCGCAAGAUUGUCUUCCGCCCCACACUCAGCAGGAACGCCGAGUUCUUCCGCGGCGGCUUCAUGUUUGAGUGUGUGCGUCGAGGCAAGCACAAUGAGGUUCUCGCCUUUGGAGGUCGCUACGACAGUCUUUUGGAACACUUCAAGGAACCGGCGCGGCAGUCGCGCAAGGUCUCGGGCGUGGGCAUGUCCCUCAACGGCGACCAGCUCACGCGCAUCAUGGCCAAGCACGAGAGCACGCUCUCGAACCGCCUGAUGAACAAGGCGCGCGAGGAGGAGCGUUCGUUUGGUUUCCUCGCUCCGUCCCGUUGCGACGUGUACGUCGGCACGUUCCCGCAAGUCGACAUUUCCACCCGUCUCCAAGUUGUCGGCGAGCUGUGGCGAGCGGGUAUCCGAGCCGACCUGCAGUACGACGACUCGCGGUCCGAAACCGAGCUGCUGCAAGAAUGCAAGGAGCAGAACAUUCUGUACCUCAUCAUGAUUCGCGCGCACCGUACGGGUCGUGACCGCACCGACCAGCGGCCCGACGUAAAGGUCGUGCGGACGCUCACAGGCAAGGCCGUGGAAGUGGAACGCAAGAACCUCAUCGAGGAACUGCAACAGGUCAUUGCGGACCAGCGGCGUAUCGACGCGUCGCACGCGUCUGGCGCCAUCGCCGCGGGCGCGCCAGUCAAGCUCGAGGACAUUGACACGGCCGCGACCAAGCCCACCGUCAGUGCCCAGCUCAUCCUCCCUCCCGAACCGCUGAGCAGUCGGCAAAAGGGCAAACCCGUCCGCAAACACCGGCACGCCUCCAAGACGGUGUACUAUGACAAGUGCCAGGCGUUUGCGUCCACGGUCCAAAGCACGCUGCCCGUGCUCGGUGUCGACCUCGCGCCCGAGCUCCUGCACAAGCUUAGCUUUGACCUGGCGUGGGUGACCGACGACGACGUGUGUCGCUCCUUUUGGCACGACCUGCCCACCCACGAACGCUCGUAUGCCGACCUGGUGCGCAAGGCGGUGGCAGAGCACCAAAAGACCCAAGGGUCCAACCUGUGGCUCUUCAACGUCCGCGACGCGAGGGGCUUCCUUCUCCAGUUCACGCCUGUGACAGAGUACUAG
Apiotrichum porosum is the source of this 4788-nucleotide messenger RNA. RefSeq lists its product as uncharacterized. Gene Ontology annotation, cellular component: cytosol. Gene Ontology annotation, molecular function: protein binding; ATP binding; eukaryotic translation initiation factor 2alpha kinase activity. The record is from RefSeq and is a predicted model, not a curated record. NCBI's taxonomy places the organism in Eukaryota, Fungi, Basidiomycota, Tremellomycetes, Trichosporonales, Trichosporonaceae. The coding region runs from base 1 to 4788 and encodes 1595 amino acids. Gene Ontology annotation, biological process: regulation of translational initiation by eIF2 alpha phosphorylation; DNA damage checkpoint signaling. The transcript has 20 exons.